Suillus subaureus is the source of this 535-nucleotide messenger RNA. RefSeq lists its product as uncharacterized. The coding region runs from base 31 to 369 and encodes 112 amino acids. Gene Ontology annotation, biological process: intra-Golgi vesicle-mediated transport. Lineage: Eukaryota; Fungi; Basidiomycota; Agaricomycetes; Boletales; Suillaceae. The transcript is spliced from 3 exons. The record is from RefSeq and is a predicted model, not a curated record.
CCCACACUAGCUUUCUUUCGCAAUCCUUCCAUGUCUUCGUCACGAACUACAGAAGACACCUAUGAAGCACAGAAUGACCAGCGACUAGAUGAGUUACAUUCGAAGAUACGCACACUUCGUGGAGUUACCACAGACAUCUACGACGAUGCCGAAAGACAACAUCUGACUCUGGAUGAUACAGGAAACGCUUUCUCUAGUUUCUCAACGUCCUUGUCUCAGUCCUCUCGGCGAGCUGCGCAAGCAUUCGGCCUCUCCGGCGCAGGCGGCGUCAGACAAAUGCGGAUAAUAUUGUAUAUCGUUGGCUCUUUUCUGGCACUCUGGCUCGUCUGGAAAAUGAAAGAGAUCUGGUGGGUCAGUGAAAGCCCAUGAGCCGCUGUAGUUACUCGUGAGUACUUGUCCGUGAUUGACACUAUCCCUGCGCUAAAUCGGACAAGGAUUGGGACAAGCGACACUCAUAUAUAUAAGAUAAUACGUGUAAUAUCUAUACCUGCACAUGAAUCAACUAUACAAGCAACAGGUGUAUCGCAAAAGGACC